AUGAAAACUAUUAUUCCAGAUAAGCCUCCAGAAAAAUGGGUUUAUGUAGAAGAAGGACUACAAGGUGAUGUAUCAAUGUUAUUUGAACUUAAUUUUACCUAUAUUAAAUUUGUUUUGGAUGUAGCAGAGACUAGCAUUCAAAAAUCUUUUCACCAAGAAUUAUUUAAUGAAUUGGAUCAGUAUAAGAAGGACCAACAUUAUAAUCUUUUUUAUAAUACUGGAAAACAUGCUAAAUCUAAUCUUAAACAUGAUAAACUUGAGCAACUAGCUUCCUUAUUAGAACUAUCAGCAAUACAGCCAUGGGCAGCAAAUGAUAAUUGGACAUUAAUUAUUAAUGAAGUUUUUAUCUUGAUAUCUUUGAUGCGAAAAUAUGCAAAUAACUUGGAGCAAAUUAACCAAGCUAUGAAAAAAAUACACUUAAGUGAUACACCAGCACAUCAACCAGCUAAUGAUCUAAAAGUAUAUAUGAUUGAGUCUUGUUAA
Molecule: messenger RNA, 483 nt
Organism: Cetraspora pellucida
Lineage: Eukaryota; Fungi; Glomeromycota; Glomeromycetes; Diversisporales; Gigasporaceae
Source: the annotation of a GenBank genome assembly